This is a messenger RNA of Protopterus annectens (West African lungfish), 720 nucleotides long. RefSeq names its product SMC5-SMC6 complex localization factor protein 2-like. NCBI's taxonomy places the organism in Eukaryota, Metazoa, Chordata, Ceratodontiformes, Protopteridae. The coding region runs from base 1 to 720 and encodes 239 amino acids. The record is from RefSeq and is a predicted model, not a curated record. The transcript is spliced from 6 exons.
AUGAUGUCUAUUCAUUCAGAUUUUUUUGCUUCAGUUCGUAUUUUGAAUGCACUGAUGGAUAUAUUUUUGAAUUCUGUCCAGAAGACAGGUAAAGGUGAGGCAUCUGAACUAUGGACUCCAUCUCUUAAAGAUGUAUGCACUGUAUUUCUUAAUAUGGGAGCAUCUUUCCAGAGUCUGUUCCCCUUGCAGAGUCUUCAGCCAGGCUUCACAUAUGAGCAAAUAAUAUCUGAAAUAGAUGUAUUGAGAAGAGACUGCUCCAGUACGAAGACCAGCAUCAGUGAGCACUUUGCAUUUUUGUCUCCAUUCAAUGUUAUACAUGUUAUCAAGUUCCUUGUAUUCUGUACGAAUCUCUGCCCUGAAGCUUACACCGACCACGAGUUAAUGCUCCUUAUAUCUGUAGUUUGUAGAAUAAGCUUGGAGAGAAAAUUGCAGUUGAUACCACUUGUUGAUUUUGAGAGCCUUUUGGAAAGUCUUUUGAAAAACAUAAAAGAUUGGGAUUCACAGCUUCCUGCUCUGUGUCUGGUCUUAAGUGACAUUACAGAUCACCACCAUAAUCUCCUGAGAGUUGUCCAGCUGCUGCCAAGCGCACACACGCGUGGGAGAGAAUUAAGAAGACAUCUCAGUCUAGUGAUAAUUUCAAAACUUCUUGACAAGAAAUGCACUUAUGUACCCAGGACUCGGGAUUUUCAGGCAAGUGCAGAGAAAAAUAUUUCUUUAUAG